Molecule: messenger RNA, 2424 nt
Organism: Sturnus vulgaris (Common starling)
Lineage: Eukaryota; Metazoa; Chordata; Aves; Passeriformes; Sturnidae
Source: RefSeq, a predicted model, not a curated record
AUGGCCGCAGAGGCGGUGAUGGUGGCCGUGCGCUGCCGGCCGCUGAGCGGGCGUGAGGCGGCCCUGGGGUGCCGGGCGAUCGUGGGCGUGGACAGCGCGCGGGGCCGGUGCCUCCUACGGAACCCCUCGGCCCCCGUCGAGCCUCCCAGGCAGUUCUCCUUCGGUGGGGAGCACAGCACCGAGCACAUCUACAACGAGAUCGCCUACCCACUCGUGGAGGGUGUCAUGGAAGGCUACAAUGGCACCAUCUUUGCGUAUGGCCAGACUGGCAGCAGGAAGUCAUUCACCAUGCAGGGAGUUGCAGAUCCCUCCUCGCAGAAAGGGAUCAUUCCCAGGGCAUUUGAACACAUCUUUGAGAGCGUACAGUGUGCUGAAAAUGCCAAAUUCCUGCUGAAGGCCUCCUACCUGGAGAUCUACAAUGAGGACAUACGAGACCUUCUAGGAGCUGACACCAAGCAGAAGCUGGAGCUGAAGGAGCACCCGGAGCAGGGGGGGUACGUGAAGGGGCUGUCCCUGCACGCCGUGCACAACGUGGCCCAGUGUGAGCAGCUGAUGGACACGGGCUGCAGGAACAGAGCAGUGGCCUUCACCCUCAUGAACAAGGACUCCUCAUGGUCCCACUCCAUCUUCACUGUCAGCAUGGAAAUCUAUGCUUCCUUCUAAGAGCUAACUGGGAAUUGUUUCCGUGCAGAUGAGCAAGGGCAGGACCACCUUAGGGCUGCCAAACUCAAUUUGGUGGAUCUGGCAGGAAGUGAGAGACAAUCAAGGACUGGUGCCACAGGGGAGCGUCUCAGAGAGGCCACCAAGAUCAACCUUUCCCUGUCUGCCCUGGGCAACGUCAUCUCGGCCCUGGUGGAUGGCAGGUGCAGACACAUUCCCUACCGAGACUCCAAACUGACCAGGCUGCUCCAGGACUCUGGGGGGAACACCAGGACCCUGGUGGUGGCAUGCAUGUCUCCGGCUGAUGACAGCUGUGAGGAAGGCCUCAGCACCUUGCGCUAUGCAAAUCGAGCCAGGAACAUCAGGAACAAGCCCUGCAUCAAUGAGGACCCCAAGGAUGCCCUGCUGAGGUAGUACCAGGAGGAGAUGAAGAAGCUGAAGGCCAUUCUGGCUGAACAGAUGGGCAUGAGUGACUUCUCAGGGCUUCUACCUGCUGAAGCUGCUCACCUGGGAGCAAAUCCAGCUUCCUGCCUCAAACGCCAGGUGGUUCUGGAAGCAGGGAAGCAGCUGAUCAGAGAAGAGUACCAGGAGAGGCUGGCCCGGCUCCAGGCCAGCUACCAAGCAGAGCAGGUGUCCCGUGCCCGCCUGGAGAAGGACAUCAGCAGCCUGAGGGAUGACUUUGAUCUCAAGGUGUCUGUUCUCCAGGAUCUCCUCAGGAAGGAAGCAGGUGUGGAGGAGGCACCUGACACACAGACUAAAACGACCUCUGACCACACACCUUCAUAUGAAGAUGCUGUUGCUGCAGCACAUGAAGAGCCAACAUCAGCCCAGCACCCAGCAGCAUCUGGGACUGUCACAGACACUGGUGGGGUGAGCAGGGCCAGUGCUGGAGCAGCAGGAUCUGUCAUUGCCCCGGGGAUUUCCCUGCCUGCAGACCAGCAGCUGGUGCUUGCCAGGCUACAGAUGCUGGAGCAGCAGGUGGCUGGGGGGGAGCAGGCUCAGAACAGGGACCUGAAGGAAAAGCACAAACGCCGGAAGAUAGACAAGUGGAGGCUGCAGUCGGUGGCCGCACUGCAGGAAUCCAACGAGGACAACAGUGAGCAGGCUCUCCUCAAUGUUUAUGACUCCAUGCAGGAGGAGUUUCGAGCCAAGAGCAAGAUGCUGGAGAAGGUGCAGGAAAAGCUCCGGGCUGCUGAGACUGAGAUCAAAGACCUGCAGCAGGAGUUUGGGCUGGAAAAGACGGAUUAUCUGAGCACCAUCUGACGCCAGGAGCGAGACCUGAUGCUCUGCCAGCAGCUGCUGGGUCAGGUGCAGUCCCUCGUCCGGCGCGACUGCGACUACAGUUACCUGGAGAGGAUCAGGCGUGAAUCCGUCUGGGACGAGGAGAGCGGCUGCUGGAAAAUCCCAGAGCCUGUCAUUCAAAAAACGCACCUGCCUGCAGCGGUUCCAGCCCUGCCACAGCCCCAACCUGGCCGGACAAGCCCCUCGAAUGAGAGCGGGCAGCCAGCGCCCGAGGAAGACCACUAUAGGCUGGUGCUGGAUAGGAGCAACAGCGAGACCAUCGCCAGCAAUUACUUCCGAUCCCGACGAGCCAGCCAGAUCCUUCAACUGGACCAAGCUCCCGCAGGCUCCCAGGGGGCCGCGGGCAGCGCCUGCACCAUCCCCCAGCCCCGGCCCUUCCGCCUGCAGUCCUUGACCUCGGCUCCCCGCGCCGACACCAAGCGCAGGAAGGGCAACGCCAGCUCCAGCGCCCGCCGCUUCUGA